AUGGGCAGUAUCGAGGUCACAAGUAUAGGCUUCAUCGGCCUUGGAGCCAUGGGGUCUCCGAUGGCCGGCCAUCUGGCAGCAAAACUGCCCGAAGAGACGCAUAUCUUCGUGUUCGAUGUCGUGCAGAGUCUGGUGGAUCAGAUAUGUCAACAAUAUCCACAAAAGGUCACAGGCUGUUCAAGCGCAAGAGAGGUGGCCGAGAAGUCGAAAAUCAUCUUCACGAUGCUUCCGGAGGGCAAGCACGUCAGAUCGGUGUACACUGAAGGUCCCGACUGCAUAUGUUCGACCGACGUCGCGAACAAGCUGCUUGUGGACUGCUCGACCAUCGACACAGCAAGCAGUCUUUACGUGAAAGACUUCAUCGCAGAACGCUUUCCCACCGCUUCCUUCUACGACGCGCCCGUGAGCGGUGGCGUGGUGGGUGCGCAAAAAGCCAGCAUUGCCUUUUUCUUUGGCUGCAAAGAGGAUGAUGAAAACCUGCCUCGGCUGAUGCGGCUUCUAGAGAUGAUGGGCAAGCAGAUUAUACCGUGCGGGGGGCCUUCACUGGGCCUCGCAGCCAAACUGUCGAACAACUACCUGUCGGGCGUCAUUGCGAUUGCGUGUUCCGAGGCAUUUGACAUGGGAAUGCGAAGCGGCCUUGAUCCGCGGGUGCUGGCCAAGGUCUACAACGCCGGGACGGCUCAGAAUACCAUUUCCGACCGCUUCUGUCCCGUACCAGGGGUUUAUCCUGAAGCGCCGUCGACCAAGGGCUAUACCAACGGAUUCAAAGUGCAACUGAUGCGAAAAGAUUUCUCCCUGGCCGUCGAGAUGGCAGAGAGGGUCGGGUCGAAGAAUGUCCUCGGUCAAAUUGGCCUUGACACCUACGACAAAGCAAGCAAAGACGAGCGUUGUCGGGACCUGGACUCCAGAGUCGUGUACCGAUAUCUUGGAGGGAAUGAGGAUUGGCAGAAAGAUCACCAAUAG
Messenger RNA from Cyphellophora europaea CBS 101466, 963 nucleotides. RefSeq lists its product as uncharacterized. Gene Ontology annotation, biological process: L-valine catabolic process. Bases 1 to 963 code for a protein of 320 amino acids. Gene Ontology annotation, molecular function: NAD binding; NADP binding; 3-hydroxyisobutyrate dehydrogenase activity. Gene Ontology annotation, cellular component: mitochondrion. Lineage: Eukaryota; Fungi; Ascomycota; Eurotiomycetes; Chaetothyriales; Cyphellophoraceae. The record is from RefSeq and is a predicted model, not a curated record. The transcript has 2 exons.